Messenger RNA from Microtus oregoni (creeping vole), 1403 nucleotides. It is a transcript of the gene Snx4, whose product is annotated as sorting nexin 4. The coding region runs from base 15 to 1367 and encodes 450 amino acids. NCBI's taxonomy places the organism in Eukaryota, Metazoa, Chordata, Mammalia, Rodentia, Cricetidae. Gene Ontology annotation, biological process: protein transport. The record is from RefSeq and is a predicted model, not a curated record. Gene Ontology annotation, molecular function: phosphatidylinositol binding. The transcript has 14 exons.
GCCGAACUGCGGCUAUGGAGCAGACACCUCCGGACCCCGAGAGGCCAUUGCAGCCUGCACCCCUGGAGCCGCUGGGGGGCCCUGGCGCUGUGCUGGAAGCCGCAGUCGGCGAGGAGACCCAGGGCACCCGGGAAGACAGCUCAGGGGUCGACACGAUGACGGGAAAUAAUUUUUGGUUGAAGAAAAUAGAAAUCAGUGUUUCUGAAGCAGAAAAGAGAACUGGAAGAAACGCCAUGAACAUGCAAGAAACGUACACUGCUUACCUCAUUGAGACACGGUCAGUUGGACAUGCUGACGGUCAGAGCGUCCUCACAGACUCACUGUGGAGGCGGUACAGCGAGUUUGAGCUAUUGAGAAACUACCUUCUAGUGUACUACCCGCAUAUUGUUGUGCCACCUCUUCCUGAAAAGCGGGCAGAGUUCGUGUGGCACAAACUCUCUGCUGACAACAUGGAUCCAGACUUUGUGGAGAGACGACGGAUAGGCUUAGAAAACUUUCUCUUGAGGGUUGCUUCACAUCCUGUCCUUUGUAGAGACAAAAUCUUCUAUUUGUUUUUAACACAGGAAGGCAACUGGAAGGAGACUGUGAAUGAGACUGGAUUUCAGCUGAAGGCAGACUCCAGGUUAAAAGCGCUUAAUGCAACAUUCAGAGUGAAAAACCCAGACAAGAGGUUUACUGAACUGAAGCACUAUAGUGACGAGCUGCAGUCCGUCAUCUCCCAUCUCCUUCGAGUCAGAGCUAGAGUAGCAGAUCGACUCUAUGGUGUGUAUAAAGUACAUGGGAAUUAUGGAAGAGUUUUUAGUGAGUGGAGUGCCAUCGAAAAAGAAAUGGGCGAUGGGCUGCAGAGUGCCGGGCACCACAUGGACGUGUACGCAUCCUCUAUUGAUGAUAUUCUGGAAGAUGAGGAGCACUAUGCGGACCAGCUGAAGGAGUAUCUCUUCUACGCGGAAGCGCUGCGGGCUGUGUGCCGGAAGCAUGAGCUUAUGCAGUAUGACUUGGAGACGGCUGCUCAGGACCUGGCUUCCAAGAAGCAGCAGUGCGAGGAGCUGGCCACUGGGACUGUGAGAACAUUCUCAUUGAAGGGAAUGACCACCAAACUCUUUGGUCAAGAAGCUCCAGAGCAGAGAGAAGCCAGAGUGAAGGUGCUAGAGGAGCAGAUCGGUGAAGGGGAGCAGCAGCUGAAGUCCAAAAACCUGGAAAGCAGAGAAUUUGUGAAGAAUGCAUGGGCUGAUAUCGAGCGCUUCAAAGAGCAGAAGAACCGGGACCUAAAGGAAGCCCUCAUUAGCUAUGCCAUCAUGCAGAUUAGCAUGUGCAAAAAGGGAAUUCAAGUUUGGACCAAUGCUAAGGAGUGCUUUAGCAAGAUGUAAUCCGGGAAAGUGACUUUCUCUCCAAUCAAAGUGCCC